AGAAGCAUUGCUAAUGAAUAGUUAAUAUCAUACACAUUAUAAAUGUGACGAACUGGCCAGGAGCAUCAUCUUAUAAAAUUAGAUGAAAAAAAGGUAUAUAAAGCCAUUGGUGUUAGACUCAACAACAUUCAAGUGAUAAGCCGUGUAGAUAACAACAACAAUGCGGGGUCUCUUGAUCUUUUCAUUGGCAAUAACAGCUGCCUUGGCCGCUGACACUGUGCCAACCCCGACUGCUUUCCCAUUCAGUCGCACUACGGCUAGUGCAUCAGUCGGUGCCUACGACCCUAACCGUUACUACGCUGGCAAAGUAACUAAGGCCCCGAGCUCGGGACGCUACGAUCCUGGCCGUUACGACCCGGGCCGCUACGACGCAGGCAAAUACGACCCUGGCCGCUACAACCCUGGCAAAUACGACAGCAGUGGUCGCUACAAUCCUGACGGAUCUGGUGCCUACGACGGUGACCGUGGUGACCGCGGCGGCGCUGGCGGCUUCUACACUGGCUCAUCAGACAGAGGUGGUCCAGGUGGCCCAGGAGGAGCUUAUGUUGGAAACAGGGAUGAAGGUAGCAGAGGCGGCGCUGGUGGCCAAUACGUUCCUGACAAAAGCAGCACUUUUAAUGCUGCUGAUAAAGAAGUGGUAGAAAAGAAACCCGAGGCUGAAAAGCCUGUCUUUGAAUCCGUCACAGUAGUCGACAGGGUUCCAGAAACCGUCGUUGUGAGUUCUGCUGCUCCUGCCAAGCCCGUAUACGUCAGCAGCACUCCCUUAUACGUCAAGCCCACCCCAGCGUACGUGCAACCUGCAGUAGUCCCCAAGGUACCUGGCAACUACGAGUACAAAUAUGGCAUUAUCCGUCAAGAGACAGACAUCCUUCCCGAUGGAUACCACUAUCUUUAUGAGACUGAGAACAAAAUCCUUGCUGAGGAGGCUGGUAAAAUCGAGAAAAUCGACAAUGAGAGGGAAGGUCUCAGAGCUAGAGGUUUCUUCGAAUUCGUCGCUCCCGACGGUGUCACGUACAGAGUAGACUACACUGCCGAUGAGAACGGUUUCGUGCCCAGCGGUGCUCACUUACCCUAGUCUAGUCUAUUGUUAUUAUAAUUUUAUUGUUGUUAUUAUAAUGACACUCAGUAUUUAAAGUUUUGAGUGUUAAACUGAAAAUUGUUAUGUAAAUAAUAAUAUAAACUCGAUACUCGAA
Maniola jurtina (meadow brown) is the source of this 1193-nucleotide messenger RNA. RefSeq names its product larval cuticle protein LCP-30-like (gene CPR41). Lineage: Eukaryota; Metazoa; Arthropoda; Insecta; Lepidoptera; Nymphalidae. Gene Ontology annotation, molecular function: structural constituent of chitin-based larval cuticle. Gene Ontology annotation, cellular component: chitin-based extracellular matrix. The coding region runs from base 161 to 1075 and encodes 304 amino acids. The record is from RefSeq and is a predicted model, not a curated record. The transcript is spliced from 6 exons.